Molecule: messenger RNA, 3959 nt
Organism: Labrus mixtus (cuckoo wrasse)
Lineage: Eukaryota; Metazoa; Chordata; Actinopteri; Labriformes; Labridae
Product: VPS10 domain-containing receptor SorCS2-like
Exons: 4
Coding region: 14-397 (127 amino acids)
Source: RefSeq, a predicted model, not a curated record
CAAAGUGCUGGUGAUGCUAGCAGACCCGAACGCAGGCUACCAUGGAGCUGCUGGAGGUCCGGGUGUUUGGGCUGGGGCGGUCAUCUUCCUUAUCAGCCUCAUCGCCACCGGAUCCUUUAUCCUGUACAAGUUUAAAAGUCCUUUGCUUAGGACUGAGGACGCCUAUCCCCCGCUGUUUUUCAGGAAGCUUCCGGGCAACCGCAACGUCUACGCCCAGAUGCACAACGAGAAGGAGCAGGAGAUGACCAGCCCCGUCAACCACAGUGAGGACACGCAGCACAUCAUCCAGGGCGAGGAGUUCAUCGACGACGACCUGGACUCGCAGACUCUAGGUAACGCAGGAGGUAGCCCCGCCUUCCGUUCCCUUAUAAGGACUACCACUAACCACUGCUACUAAAACCCGAGCCACUAACACCAGCAGCUAACACACACCAAGGCAACCACUCAGGUGUUGUCCUGAGCAUCAACUCCAGAGAACUGCACAGUUACCUGACCAGCUGAUGGCUGCCAUGGCAACGCUAACGAGCUAGCUCAGCCUAGCCGGCUAACGAGCACAGGGACUCCACUCUGCCUUCCUCCUUUUUUCUCCUCUCUCUCUUUUUUUUCGUCUUUUCCUCGUCUUCUUCGGACACUUCACCUCCGCUCCACGGCCUCCUCAACCCUUCUGCUCCAGCUUUGGUGUUAUGUUUUAUUUCUCUGGAGAAAGGACUGUCUUCUUCUUCAUGUCGAACCUGGUUUUCCCCCAACUCCAUCUCUAUCUGAGAUGGGAGGCGCUCUGCUUUACAUUUUUUUUUCACUUCCUGCAGCAGCCCUGGAGACGAGCACUGACACCCUUAGAGGUCGGAGGUUUUAAUGACGUCACACUGAGAAUCCUCACUUAUCUGUGUUUUUGAAGAACAAAAAGUGUGUGUGCGCUGUCUGUUACUUAUCAACACUCAAAAUUAGCAAGCAUGACUCACUGCAGGUGAAGGUGUGACCAUCCAUUGCCGGCAGGCCGUAGCCACAGAGGACUGCUGUAUUUUCUCAAAGCAUAAAGGGUGAUGUGACCAAGGUUGUAAAGUGAGAUUCACCAUAUUCAUAGGGUACCAAUUUACCUCUGGCUUCGUUCUCAUCUGGGGAAGCCUGAAUGCUGUAAUUAUUUUCCACUAUCAUGUUUGAGAGAGAAAGUCAUACACUGUAAACAGAGGGUUUAUAAGGAUGCUUUCACAGCUGGAUGGUUUGGAGAAGCUCUGAAACAGGGGGUGUUUCUCCUCCUUUGUCCGUUUGGACAAAUGUGAACACUGCAAUCACACUCUGUUGUGGAACAAAACAAGCGAGCCGACAUCGCCUAAGAGGUGGUCUUUCAAAGGUGUGCACAGUUAAACAGAAAUGUAACUGUGUUAACCAUUAGCAAAGACCUGGAUAUCAGUUAAUCACUUACUCCCAUUAUCAAUGAACUGAAGUUAACAUUGACAUUACAGUUUUAUCAGAAAAACAACAAAAACACAGCUUUUGAGGUCUUAAGAGGCCAUGAAGAACUCUACAUUACACAGCUGUCUGAAUUGAAAAUCUUCAAUUAGUGGAAACUUUUUUUGAUAUCGCCUUGCCCGAAGACUGUAAGUGUGUUAUCACCCUAAUUUACAUAACUGCUAAUGCUACACAACGCUAGCAAGCUACGACUCUCUUGGACCAUGUGACCAUUUCAAUACUAAACCAACACAGAAGCCACAAUCUACGCAUCUGUCAGACCACCAACGAAAACAAGAUUUAUUUGUCUUACCGUCUGAAGGUCGACUGUAGCUUCUCUUGCGGUCAUAAUAUUCCAACAACAACGAUCCUGCUGCAUCAAAACAGUCCCUACAAUCCAAAUCCAGAAAAAGAUUGAAUCCAAACACAUUACAUCCAUAAAGAUGAACAGAUUGCUAACGAAAAUGUAUUAUCUCUGUACUAAUCCAUGAAGCUUUCGAUUGACAUUGGUCGAAUCCUAACGUUUUAAUGUUCAGACAUGUUUAUAAAACUUGGAACCUUCAACACAGAAUUCAAACGUAAAACCAGCUCGGGUUGCUUUACGAUACCAGAUUUGUAAGCACCAUAUCAUACCUGUUGGGAUACCACAGGGAGAAAAAAACAAGUCCUUGAUAUCUGAUAUUGGGUUACUUCUUGUUUAUAAUUACCAAAACAAUGCAAACUGUACAAAAACAUAAAUCAACGUUUCAGUGCUGAAGGGUUGCCAAUGUAUGUAUGCAAUCUAGACAGCGCUGUCUCUCUCUUCCUCACAUAGUUAAAAAUAUGAUUGAGGAUCUGACGUUUACAAAAUGAAAGAUUCUUUACUUCUCGAUACUACGGAUAAUUAAAAUCACAGAGAGAUUGCAUGGUUUUCAAACACAUAGUCUCACAAAGUACCGGACAAUGUUGACAACUUUACUAGCAGCUUCUGAAGCCACAAUGAGCUCCAGGUCACUGAGAAAUGGCCGCCAUGUGAAUAUGAUGAAUUUCAAAGAGAUGAAAUUGUUACUCUUGCUCUUUUUUGUGUUUAUCUCUCUUUUAUUCCCACAAUGACUCUCUUCACAGGCAAUAAUAUGCUCUCUGUGGAAUGUAGGAUUGCAUAAACCCUUGUGAAUUUGCAUAAUGACAAGCAUGCAAACACAAGAGGGCGGUGUUGCACUUUUUUGUAAAAUCCCACUCACAGGUACAAGGAAGAAAAACAAAGCUUAAAGUCCCAGAGCAGUCUUAAGACUUGUAUGUUUGUUUUAAGAUCAGAUCACAGCAGUUUGUUGGGAGGGGGGGGUUCAAAUCAGCACCACCUUUUUGUCCGUCCCAUGGUGCCUAAAACAGCAGAUCUGAAUCUGCUCAGUAACAUUACCUGUUGAGUUUAUUUAUUUCUAAUAACAGAACGCCCCUUCCUCCUCUUCCUCCUCCUCCUCCUCCUCCUCCCCACUUGUCCUGGAUCAGAGAGACUCCUGGAGACAAAGGCCGCUGUCAUGGAGGGAAGGUGUAGUUGAUAUUUUAGUGUAUCAGCCUAUAUUAGGCGUAGCCCGCGGUUGAAUCAUGUCUCCUUAAAGGUUCGGUUUGUUUGUAUGUAAAUGUGUAAAUAUGAUCAAUCUCCACUUUGUACAUACUCCCUUUGACAUGUGUGAGUGUUUUACACUUCCACCAAAACACACAGCAUUAUUUUUGUUUUUUUGUUUUUUAGAGUGAACCUUCACCGAGUCGAGUGAAUUUGAAAAACUCUCACUGUUUACAGUUUCAUCAACGCCAUUGCCUGCUUCACAUGUACGCAUUUUUUCGAUUCUUUCGGUGUGAUCUCAUGUGUAAGAUAAGUUUUUUCCAUCUUCAUCGUUAACUGAAAAUUAAUUCAUUGUCUCAUAAAGAUACUCACGACGACACAGUGGAAACUAUGUAUAUGGAUAUUUUUGAUACACUCGUCAUUUUUCACAACACGUGUGAACACUGGUUAAUGUUUCUGUUGCCUUUUUGCUGAUGUUUUGAUUGGUUGUGUGAUUGCACUAACGAUGUAAGCUGAGCUGCAGACACAUGCCUGAGUAAGUCCGCACACUCUCCACGGACAGGUCUUUGGACAAAAGGCCUUUAAAGACUACAAAUACCACAAGCACCACCCCUCAGUUCGUCUUAUAUUUGAUACAAACAGACCACAUUCACUCGUUCUGGUUUACGCUUCAUCUUUUGUACAUAUUCUGCUCAUGGUCGACUUGUUCUUAGCUUUCUAGUGAUGUGUCGUCAUUGUGUCGGGGGGAGGGGGGGAGUGGGAAUGAUGGAUAUUCCAAUAUAAUAGGAAAGGAGUUUCACAGCUGAUGGCACCAAUCAAGCAGUUUUGACCACACCGUUUUGUUUUGAUUUUGUUCUUCUUUCCUGCAGUAUGUUCGAUUUGUUAAGUUUUGCUAUUAAAACAAUUGUGUGUCCUCAUCAGGGAGCGUUGUGCACUCAACCUGCAUACUGGAAUAAAUCACUCCCAUAACUUG